Molecule: messenger RNA, 336 nt
Organism: Darwinula stevensoni
Lineage: Eukaryota; Metazoa; Arthropoda; Ostracoda; Podocopida; Darwinulidae
Source: the annotation of a GenBank genome assembly
AUGUGCGGGGCUGCGGACCCGCCAUUAAAUGUGGAGUCAAGAGGCAGCCCUUGUGUGGGUCCUGGUCCCAAAGAAUGUCGGUGGAGCCGGAAUCAUUUGGAUUCUGAUUCUGAUUCCUCUGCUUCUUCCGGCUCCUCCACCCUCUCUCAAUACUCUUCCCUCGAAGUCCUCUGCUGUCCCACUUGGCUCAAGUGCAGACGAAAUAAAGAAUCUCCAGGCUUGAUCGAUAUGCAGCCGAGUUUCUACAUUGCAAUUCUUCUCAGUUUUGCUGAGAACUUUGCCUACCUACGUCGAACCUACGUCAUCAGAGCUCCAUCACGAAAUCCUAUUCCAUAG